AUGGAGGAUGAGAAGUGCUUCCAUUUUGCUGACUUUGAUUUUGCAGAGUCCUCUUUUUUGCUGAGUUUGAAGAGUCCGAACUUCUGGCAUAAGAGUGCUCUCCUUGUACUGAGUUUGAUGAGUUUGAAGAGUCUGAACUUCUGGCAUAAGAGUACUCUCCUUUUGCUGAGUUUGAGGAGGCUGAAUAGUUGGCAUGUUUCCCUCGAACAGAACAACCUUCUCUUCCCCGGCGUCAAUGCCUCCCAACAAGAUAAAACUAGAGUAUGCAGACCUCGAGUUCCUCUAGAACAGACUGGUUCUCACAAAUUCACAUUCAAAGAUUGUUUGUUUCGAAUUCACACUCUCCGACGUCGAGCCGUGACCUCUGAGCUUCGACCUCCAGGCGUGACGACGAACCCCGACCGUGGGCCAACAGAUUUUCGGCGAGGCGAGCACCCCAGAUGCCGAGAGAAGGCCUCUGUUUGCGGCAAAGAGCUGGCCCUGUGCGAAGCCGAGAGUAGGCAGUCUGCGACUGAAACAUUUUCCCGAGCACCCAACGCAAAGCUUUUACCAACAACUGAUUCAACAUUAGUUCUGUUUGUAUACAUUGGUCCUGUGUUGAGCCUUUGUCUACAUGGAUAUUACAAAGUUACUGGAGGAUAUGGUCGUCCUGAUAUGCUCAGUAUAUUAUUGACAAUCUUAGGUCAGUGA
Striga asiatica is the source of this 690-nucleotide messenger RNA. The record is from the annotation of a GenBank genome assembly. NCBI's taxonomy places the organism in Eukaryota, Viridiplantae, Streptophyta, Magnoliopsida, Lamiales, Orobanchaceae.